This is a messenger RNA of Sphenostylis stenocarpa, 474 nucleotides long. NCBI's taxonomy places the organism in Eukaryota, Viridiplantae, Streptophyta, Magnoliopsida, Fabales, Fabaceae. The record is from the annotation of a GenBank genome assembly.
AUGGUUUCAAGGAUUCACAAGAGAACAGCCAUGUACAGGAACCUACAACUGCUUCGUUCAAUCAGAUACUCUCACUCGCGACCUAAAGCCUCAGUGUUAUUGGAUGUGUCAAAUUACAUACAGUGUUUGAAGAAAAAGUUGCAAGAGUUGAACCAAUUAACAGUUGCAACGGCUUGGAAAAACGCUGACUAUGAUCCAAUGCCUAAGCUUGAAGUUGAAACGCAGGAAGAGGGUUUUGUGAUAAAGGUGCUGAGUCAAAGGAGUUGUCAGGGGUUGUUGGUGUUUAUAUUGGAAGCCUUUGAAGAGCUGGGUCUUGAUGUGCUCCAGGCUAGGGUUUCUUGUGCAGACAGCUUCAGUUUAGAAGCUUUAGGAAACAAAGAGAACAAUGAAGAUAGUAAUCCUUUGGAUGCACAACUAGUUGAACAAGUAGUGUCUCAAGCUAUUCAAAACUGGAGAGAAGUUUCACAUAUAUAA